Xyrauchen texanus (razorback sucker) is the source of this 1547-nucleotide messenger RNA. RefSeq names its product hepatocyte cell adhesion molecule-like. The transcript is spliced from 5 exons. The coding region runs from base 159 to 926 and encodes 255 amino acids. Lineage: Eukaryota; Metazoa; Chordata; Actinopteri; Cypriniformes; Catostomidae. The record is from RefSeq and is a predicted model, not a curated record.
UCUUUGCUGACAUGUGAGUCCAGUUUAUCAGAGUGAUGACGCUACAUGAGACUCCGAACACAGACUGACAGAACUCCACACACUCAUGACACAAUCUGAAGCAGCAUUCACACUCUUCUGCUGGGAUUGGACUCUUCUGGAAACUGGACGUCAGAGAAAUGCUGUUCAUCUUUGGACUGCUGCUGCUGCUGAUACCAACUCAUACAUGUGUGGAGAUGUUCUGCAGGUUUAAUCAGACAGAUCCCUGUUACGCAUCUCUGGGACACAAACUCAAUCUGCAGAUGGUGACGGAUGCUCGAGAUCAAAAGCUGGAGUUACAUAAGGAGCUCAACAGCAAUACUAAAAUGAGAGUUUUUAGAGUAAAGAAUAACAAGAUAAUGAAUAAACAUGAAGCCAUCAGUGACAGAUCUGAGUUCAUCUUUAAUAAUGGGACUCUGAUUAUAAACAGUGUGAUCAGAUCAGAUUCAGGGACAUACAGAUUACAGAUUUAUACGCCUGAUGGCACACAAACACAUGCAGUAAAUCUUCAAGUGAUUGUUGAAGCUCCUAUUGGCUCAGUGGAAGUGUCAAUCAAUUGCUCGUCCAGUGGGGAGAAGCGGGUGUCCUGCUCCUCUGAGGGGGAUCAGCUCAUCUUCAGCUGGACUCUGAAUGGACAAGAACUGGAGGAUGGAAAUAACAUCAUUCAUCUGGAUGAGGAAACUUCUGGAAGCAUCACCUGCACUGUGAAGAACAGCGUCAGUCAUGGACAGAACACCACUAGUGUAGACCGAUGUCCAGUUGAGCGUUCAGUGUUUGUGGUGUUUGUGGUGGUGUGGAGUUUGGAGAUGAUGCUUCUGUUGACUCUGUUAGGAGGUUUUCACAUCUACAUCAAAUACUGCAGAACACACACAUCAGGAAGGAAACAGGAAGAGGAAAUCGCUCUCUAGAUCAAAACUGAGAAUGACAAGAUUUAGACGAUGACAUCAACACAGAACAGAAGAUUAAUGAGAGCAGCAGCAGAUUUCAACACAGAUUUGAGAAAGUACUUCAAAACCCUUUAAGCUCUCUGUGUUUUUAAAGAUUUCCUGUUUCAGUAGCAUUUCCCAAAAGUAAAGGCUUAUAACAACAACAAAAAAACCUUUAUUCGAGAAAGAUUUUUGUGUUGAUACGACAAAGCAAUCAAAAGUUAUAACAUUACACAUGAAAUGAGAUUUCACAGAAUGAGUUUCAUUCUGUGUCAUUUGAGUCAUCAUUGAGUCUGUGUCGUGUGUUUGUUUUCUGUGUCAAACUGUUAAUUUAACAUUUGUUGCAUGUGUUCCAAUCAGUUUACGAAACAACAACAAUAAACAAACAAUUACUUUUGAAUGCUAAAUACAGCCUGUUAAAAAAAUAUCUCAAAUUAUAACAAAGUUAUAAGGAUUUUUGGAUACUCUUAUGAUCUUCAACCACAAGGUGUCGCUCUUGUACUCUCAGGGCACAGUGGCAGUAACAAAUUACAGUUUUGUCCCCAAAGUUCCAAAAACUUAUUAUGAGACAGCCUCACUUCCAACCCCCUGGUUAUUGUUACA